Messenger RNA from Panicum virgatum (switchgrass), 1331 nucleotides. Its product is annotated as auxin-responsive protein IAA30-like. Gene Ontology annotation, molecular function: protein binding. The record is from RefSeq and is a predicted model, not a curated record. The coding region runs from base 219 to 1019 and encodes 266 amino acids. Gene Ontology annotation, cellular component: nucleus. Lineage: Eukaryota; Viridiplantae; Streptophyta; Magnoliopsida; Poales; Poaceae. Gene Ontology annotation, biological process: regulation of DNA-templated transcription. The transcript has 6 exons.
GCCAUGGUAUUAUAUACGCCGCCGCUCCGGAAAGAGGGAACCGAGCUGCUUUCACCCACCUGCCAUUAUCAUCUCGCUCCCCUUCGCUUCGCUCUCCUUGCAUCUCGCCGGCCAGCCGUGUGCUGCUCUCUGCCUCUGCGCGUGCGCCCACAGGCCAAAAGCCUUUCCGCAGCCUCCGCUGUGCGCAUUGGAGCGGCGGCGCCGGGGGGAAUUGAUCCAUGGCGGGCCUCGGGUUCGAGGAGACCGAGCUCCGGCUCGGCCUGCCCGGCGGCGGGAGCGACGCCGCGGCCGCGAGGAAGCGGGGCUUCGAGGAGACCAUCGACCUCAAGCUGAAGCUGGAGCAGCCGGCGUCGUCGGCCGCGGCGCGUGAAGCAGAGGAGGACGAUGAGGCCGAGGAGGAGGCAGCGGCGGCCGAUGUCGUCGCCGCCGCGUCGCCGGCAGCGUCCGCCGCCACCGGCGGAGGUAACAAUAUGAAGAGGUCGCCGAGCCAGAGCAGCGUGCUCACCGCCGCCGACGCGCAGCCGGACCCCGAGAAGCCUCGCGCGCCCAAGGCGCAUGCGGUGGGGUGGCCGCCCGUCCGGUCGUCGCGCAAGAACAUCCUCUCCGUGAUGAAAGGCGGCGGCGGCAAGGACGACGGCAAGUCCGGCGGCUGCGCGGCGCCGGCGUUCGUGAAGGUGAGCAUGGAUGGCGCGCCGUACCUGCGCAAGGUGGACCUGAGGACGUACGGGAGCUACCAGGAGCUGUCCAAGGCGCUCGAGAAGAUGUUCAGCUCCUUCACCAUCGGCAGCUGCGGCGGGUCGCAGGGGAUGAAGGGCAUGAACGAGACCAAGCUGGCGGACCUGCUCAGCGGCUCCGAGUACGUGCCCACCUACGAGGACAAGGACGGCGACUGGAUGCUCGUCGGCGACGUGCCCUGGGAGAUGUUCGUGGAGUCGUGCAAGCGCCUCCGGAUCGUGAAAGGAUUGGAAGCCGUCGGUCUCGCGCCGAGGGCGAUGGAGAAUUGCAAGAACAGUUGCUAAGGAAGGCACAUCGCAAGCGUCCGGCCGGUAUUAACUGCAAAGGAUGAUGGAUACGCUUCUCUGCUCAGCUCAUCAUAUUAUUAAUGUUGUUGAUCGAGUUUACUGCCCUGAAAGCCUGUGCCAUCAACCAUCAUCUCAGUUAAGGCGUCUUCAUGUAUUUUAGUGUGUGUUUUUUUUCGUUCUUUUAGGUUUAGGAACUGCAUGCAUGUAUUGUUGUUGUGGUUAAGUUCCAUCUUGUUAUAUGAAGUACACACACACACACACACACGUAACAAAGAUGGUGUCUUUAUUGAUCGGCAUGCGCUUUUUGCA